GUUUGUCAAGUGAAACCAGAUUGCGGCAUUAUGGACUUUUACGCGUACGUUGUUUUCUUAGCGCUCUUUCCGAAAAAAUCGUUUUCAGAUGAUAACGUCAAGACCCAAUCUUACGAUAUUUACAUGGCUCUUGGAAAGGAUUCGUUCGAGCCGCUGAUGGACAAUACACCCCAGUACAAUGGCAGCGUCGGGAUCAUUUUUACAGUUAUUGAGGAUGCUCCUUCAGUGAAACUCAAAUCAAAUGCGAAACUACUCACAAUAAAAAAUGUCACUAUCGACGGAACAUUACUUGACGAGUCUCAGUACACUGUGAACGAGGCUGACCAAAGUGUGACAGUUCAACACGAGUUCCAUAAAAAUACCGAAUACAACAUUUCAAUAAUUUAUACUGGUUUAAUGCAGGAGGAAACGGAAGAUGUCCCCUUCGGUAUCAAACAAAAUAAUUUUCAAGGCAAGUUAUUUUACGUGUGGGCCGUUUUUGUCGAUGUGCAAGAUAUGAUGCCAUUUUUUGAACGAAAAAAGCACAGGAUCAUUGCUAAUAUUACAAUCGUGCAUCCCCGAGGACAUAAGGUUUUUGGUAAUACGGCGGUGAUGUCCGAGACAGAACUAGAAGGCGACAUGGUGGAGAGCAAAUUGUCGCCGUCACCUCCGGCGCAAUUUCCAUCCAUAAGUUUCAUAGUUUCCAACAUUUUCCGAUGUGAAGACGCGCAACCUGUAAACGGAAUCCCUAUCAGAGUGUGUUCACGCGAGAAUGUUAUGCGCGAUUCAAGCUGGGCGUUGAAAUACAUACCGCAAAUCGUUUCCUUGCUUGAGCGGUUUAUGAACAAUAGUCUUGCUAUGCAUACCAACUUCAACAAGUUAGACCUAAUCGCUCUACCGGGUCAAUACAAUGUCUUAAGCUUUUGGGGACUGUUGACCUGGGCCGAGUAUCUGUUGCUGCCCGAUUUAAAAAGAGAAACAGAGAGACAAUUCGGUACCGGCGGAUUUGCUCAUGAAUUGUGUCACCAAUGGAUCGGAGAAUUGGUAACCCCAAGUAAUCACAUCUUCGAAGGUUUUUGCGCUUUCAUGCAGUACUUUAUUCCUUCACAAAUAAAUGACCUUUCUGAUUGGAAGUACAUCAGUUACAUGAUCCCGGAAAUACAUGAGGGCUUAAACAUAGACGCGGAUAAAGACACUCAGGCUUUAGCAGAGCCUGUUGGAAAAUUGUUGAUAUACAGAAAAGGUGCUCCUCUGUUUCGUAUGAUACAGCAUGCGAUGGGACAUGACAAUUUUGAAAAAGCAAUGCAGAAAUACGUUAUGAAAGUUGCGUAUACUCCCACCUCGGACAGCGAUCUGUGGACAGCAUUCCAGGAAAAUGUGGAUAACUCGAUAUCGAAGAUUCCAGAUGGCGUCGACUUUGCGUCAAUAGUUUCGUCUUGGUUCGGGCAGCCUGGAUAUCCUGUGGUGAAAGCGACUCGUGUCGGCAACGAUUUGAUGAUCUCACAAGAAAGGUUCGUCAGAUUCUCCGAGGACACCACUACAAAGUGGUACAUACCCAUAACCUACACGACAUCGUCAAACAUUCAAAACUUUGAAAAAACCGAACCCAUGCUUUGGUUAUCGCCGUCCGAAGAAAGUGCAAUUAUACCUCUCGACAGUUCUGACUCCUGGGUAAUUUUAAAUAACCAACAAACAGGAUUCUACAGGGUAAUGUACGAUGAUCUUUUGUUGGAAAAUAUCUCGAAAGCGUUACAGCAACCGAAUUUCGAUGGGAUCAGCGAGAUAAAUCGCGCGCAAAUUGUCGACGAUCUGUUCGCUUUUGCGGAAAGCAAGAAAACAAAAUACUCCAUGAUAUUUGAGGUGCUUGACUAUCUUAAAAAUGAAGUGGAUUUUCUUCCGUGGACGGCCACAUUUACCGCCUUCACCGCCAUAUUUGAGAACUUUUCGCGACACGAAGUCAUGCUGAGAUAUAAAAUGAGGGUACAUUUGGUAUGCCUGCUUGAGAAACUGUACGCUGCUGUACCAAUAAAUGCGCCAAUUCCAAAUGACAACCAAUAUUACGCCAGAAAUCAAGCCAUGGUAGGCAAAUGGGCUUGCGGAUUGGGUUACGCACCUUGCAUAGAGGAUGCUCGCCCAUUCUUCCAAGAUUAUAACGAAGGCACAUUCAUAAACCCGCAUGUGGGGACCGAAGCAGUGUGCAAUGUCAUACGUUUCUCAGCAAAUGAGUCUUACUUUCAGUACCUUUUGGAUGAGUAUAAAAGCGAUACAGUUACCGAAUGGUGGCAAGAGCAACUGAUAAUACAAAUGACCUGCGUUCCUGACAUCAACAAGAUUCAACUUAUGCUGAACUGGACACUGAGUAACUCAUCGGUGUUGGAAUCUACAUCUCAUGCCGUCACAAUUUACUCAAAGCUCUCAAAGGGUUCAGAAGAACACUUUGAACAGGUGCUACAGUUUUUCUUGAAGAACAUGGACACGAUUCUCAGCACGUUUGGUAGCAUACUUUAUAUGCUUGUGAUACGCCUGACGGAGAGAUUCCCAGAUAAAGAUAAUUUUGACCAGAUGGAGGCAUGGAAGACGAUUCCAACUUCCGAUACAUUUUUUCUUGAUGUUAUAGCGUCUUUUCUCGACUCAAAUCGUCAUAAGCUUGAAUGGAUUAAAUGGCAUAAGGAUGAUUUCUACAGCUACUACGAUCUAAUUCCAGAUUCCGGUAAUUAAUAGCUCUGUCCAUAAUUAGUAUAUCAAGUUAACUGAAAAAUUGUAAACUGAAUUGUAAACGUAGAAUUUUUUUAUGCAUAUAUAUUCAUUUAACAUUUUCUUAAAAAGCAAAAAAAAAA
This is a messenger RNA of Cylas formicarius (sweet potato weevil), 2816 nucleotides long. Its product is annotated as aminopeptidase N-like. The coding region runs from base 31 to 2697 and encodes 888 amino acids. Gene Ontology annotation, biological process: proteolysis; peptide catabolic process. The record is from RefSeq and is a predicted model, not a curated record. Gene Ontology annotation, cellular component: cytoplasm. Gene Ontology annotation, molecular function: peptide binding; zinc ion binding; metalloaminopeptidase activity. NCBI's taxonomy places the organism in Eukaryota, Metazoa, Arthropoda, Insecta, Coleoptera, Brentidae. The transcript has 14 exons.